Cylindrotheca closterium is the source of this 8421-nucleotide messenger RNA. The record is from the annotation of a GenBank genome assembly. NCBI's taxonomy places the organism in Eukaryota, Bacillariophyta, Bacillariophyceae, Bacillariales, Bacillariaceae.
AUGGCAAAAAAGGCAUUACAGCAAGUGCUGGAAGACACUAUUGGCAAAUAUGUAAAGGGAUUAGAAGCAGAAAGUCUCAAUGUUGCCAUUUGGAGUGGCAAGAUUGCACUGAACUCUGUGGAACUCAAUGUUGAUGCCGUCAACCUGGAACUAGAUCGGCAGGCGGAAGAGGCCCCUAACCUGGCCCUUCCGUUCAAGGUAGUGUCAGGAGGAUUCGAAUCCUUUCAUGUGGAAGUGCCAUGGUCACAUCUUGCCAGCAGUCCUGUCAUAUUACGGCUGAGUGGCCUAAGUAUCAUUGUAGAACCAUACAACCGAGAUUCACAAGCUCGAAACGAGAGCGUUUCAAUUGCACAUGCUCAAAAAGAACGACAGAGCUCCAUCAAAAGCUCAAACGACUACCGAGAACAAGCAAAUGCUGUCAAGAAACUGGCGGAGGCGGAAUCUGAUUCGUCCAAUCAGUCUAGCGGUAGCUUUGUAUCGCGACUCGUAAGACGAAUCAUUGAGAAUAUUCAAGUUGAAAUCAGCGAUGUCCACAUUUCUCUUGCAGGUAAAGAAGGAUCUGCAGGCGUGGUGCUCGAGUCCCUAUCAUUAGUGACCACAGACAAGGAUGGCAAACGAACCUUUGUCGACCGCACCAUUACUUCGAAUGCAGAGAACCUCUUUCUGCACAAGGCACUGGAGCUCAAAGGAUUCGGGGUUUACGUGGACGAAAGUAUUCCUGGAGAACCACAACCUCACUCAUACAUAAUAUCACCACUUUCCUUUCAAGCCAAUCUACGUCAGGCAGACGGCAAUAUCUGUAUCGAUCACUCAAAGUAUCAUCUUUCUAGCGAAUUGUCGACGGUUUCCAUCGAAGUCUCGCAUAAUCAGCUCGAUGUGGUCGACAAAGUGUCACAAAGCAUAGCCACGAGGGGGAACCGAGCAAACCCGUUGUUCCCAGAAUACAGACCAGCUGCUCGAGUUUCGUCGAAAAAUGCACACGAAUGGUGGAAAUAUGCCAAGCGAUGUAUUGGUCGAAUGAGCGGACGAAGCUCAUGGGCAGAGUUCUUUCGUGCUUUUAAGAAACGAAAGACCUACAUUCAGCUGUACAAACGACAUGCGCACAGCGAAACAUGUUCCUGGAUCGAGCCACUGUCAGUGAGCGAGUAUUCCGUAUUGACCGAUAUGGAGAACGAUCGAACCAUAUCUGUCAAUGGAUUGAUGGUGUGGAGGGACUUGGCUGACGGCCAGGUCGAUCUGGAACGAUCCAAACGGACGAAGAAUGAAAAGGGGAAGAAGAAGGGAUUGUUUGCUGUCUUUUCAAGCGAAAGAAACGAAGACAAUAAUGACGCGCCUUUGCAAUUGACGAUAGAAGAAUUGAAAGAGUUGGAGGACAUGUCGCAGCAGGGGUUUUUGGAUGACGAGCUCUCCAAAGAUUCUAGGCUGUGUGAUGCAAGCUUUAUACUAAAGUCGCUGAACAUCGUACUGACUUCCUAUCAGUCGAGACAAAUUGCUGCAUUACAAAUGGGAGAAGUUGACCUGGGCUUCAAUGCCAGGGCGGACGGUGCGUUUGCAUUCAACUUUGAUAUGUAUAAUUUGAAAAUCCAAGAUCUGGCAACAGCAGUCAGCCUCUUUCCAAAUGUGUUGCGAAGCCUUCCGAAAGACAACCUCGUGACGACAGAAGAAAAGAAGGGUGCAGUUCAUUUGCAAAUUGACAAGUCAAGUACUGGAGACCAGAGCCUUAAAUUGAACAUUGCGGCGUUUGAAGCAGUCGCGUCGCCAACAUUCUUCAAAGAGCUUAUCAAGUUCGCUACACUCACGCCUGCAGCUACUACAGAACAAGUAAAAUCGGCAUCGUUGCAGUCGGCAUCAGGUUCGGUGGACGAUAUUUCCAACGCCCUUGUUGAUGCAUGGAAAGCUAAGACCGAAACAAAGAUAUCCUGGGCGAUGGAUGUUGAUAUUGACGCUCCCAUCAUCAUGGUCCCAGAGGCUUGCAAUAAUACAAAAGCCAGGAUUCUGGUUCUUGACCUUGGUCACUUCCACCUUACCUUCGGACAGUUUUCUCCGAACAAACAAGUAGAGCAGUGGUUUCAAGACAACAAAGCUGAUCACAAAGUUGACGUUUCAUAUGAACAUGGUUUCCUGGGCACCAGUGAUUUUUGCUUCAAAGUUGGUACUGCCAGCGAUUGGUUAGAAAGAAGCAAUUUCAAAGGUUUCAACUCGGGUUCGAACAUCAUUGAGCCGAUAUCGGUGAAGCUUGACUUUGGAAUAGAACAAAGCCAUAAUGCUAUUGACCCGCCUCGGAUCUGCUGCAUUGGUGUGGUUCCUUUCAUCAGUUUUCGCUUCUCUCCGAUGCAAGGAAAGAAACUAUUUCCUGUUGUCAAAGCGUGGUUAGAUUUUGCGAAUGAAAUGAACUCUAAGUCGGAAGCUGCUCUACCCAUUGAGGCUGGUUCUUCAGUCCCAGUGGCGGCGGAUGGUGGGUUCCAAACACAAUCAAUAGCAAAAGUAGAACCAGAACAGGGCGAUACAGUACAAGUUCCGUCAUUAGAAGACCAGUCAAAAACAGACGAAGAGUACCUUGCUACGUUUUUCUUCAAAGUUGGGCUCCAGCGCUUAUCCACAACUUUGUCAUUGGACGAGAACAACAGGUUGGAAGCUCAUCUGGUCUCAGUAUACGCUUCAACAGUGGUGCGAUCAAACGGAAGCUCUUCAACUAGUCUUCAAAUGGGUUGGUUUUGGGUUCUUGAUUUGCUGGAAAGUGACAUCAGACGGAAGCAAAGACUGCUUGCACAUUCGAAGCUGACGAAGGAUCCAAGUUCGUUUGCAGAGGGAGACAAGUAUGACAUGCUGGGACAUCUGGUGGAGCAGGGCGUAUUUGAAGAGGACUACGCCGGAUCGACAGAUUUGGCAGAUAUCUCGUAUGAUCAAUUGGUUUCAGAAUAUGGGAAAUCAAGAAUGGAGACCAGGGUUGACCAGCUGCUGGAUAUGAAAUUUUGUAGUUUGUUCAUUCACUGGAACCCGAAGGGUCUGGAAGGGGUCUUGUCCAUGAUUGAUAGCUUUCGCAGCAUAGUGGAUGGCGAUGAAACUAUCGAUCGCGAAACUGUUGUCGAGGUAGUGUCUCAGAACAUCAGUAGUCCAUCCGCCGAUGCGAAAGAAGAAGGUGACAGUACAGUUGAAGGGAAGCUACUCAUCAAGCUCAAGGCGGAGAGUUUUGAUAUUUGUCUUCGAUCUCCUCGUGACGACCUUCCACUCUUUGUUUUGGCGGUUCUCGAUGGGAAUAUCAAUGUUAUUUCCGGUCAAAAUGAGUUGAGUUGUCAUGUGACACUGAAGAGCAUUACGGUUGAAGAUGUUCGACCAGAGUCAUCGCACAGACAAUACCGUCGUAUAAUCGGCCAAGGGACCGGAACCAGCGCAACAAGUGGCAGUGAUAGUCACUUGUUUGUCAUUGAUUACGUAGCUGAACUCGACUCUACUCGUGCAGAACUUGUAAUUGGGUCCCCUCAAAUUAUUCUGAUUCCUGAUGCAGUGUCAGAGCUUGUGACUUUCUUUCGAGUAGAAGAUCAAAAGAAGCAGGGCCCAAGUCCAUCCUCGGCAGAGCUAGAAGACGAACACGAUAGGAAAGAAAGCGUGGACAGCAUGAAGGAGUCGCUUUGCGUCAACGAAGCAGGGAAUAUUGAAGUGUUAGACGGGAUAAAAUAUGAGCCAAGUCCAUCCUUGACAAAGCUGGAUGACGAAAAUGGCAAAAAGGAUAACGUGGAUGGUACAGAGUCGAUUUGCGUCAAUGAAGCAGGGAAUAUUGAAGUGGUAGACGGGACUGUGUCGUAUCGGACCCGCAGACAGACUUACGCUGUGAAAACUCAAGUGUGUAGUAUUGUUUUGGUCGAUCUGGGUAGUGAAUUAUCCAGUGCGAGAGAAACGGAGGCUAGGCAACCCAGCAAGCUGGCAGAAACUGUUGUUCUGCAGGGUAUUUUUGAUGUGACGGUGACAAUGGACGCCGACCCGGAGAACAGCGAGAUGAUCAAUGCUGGAGUGCAAGGGCAAGCCGAAGCGAUGCAGAUCUUUAGUGCUUUGGGCAAAGAAAUGCUUAGUCCCAUGCAGAUUCUCGCGCCUACACAAAGCUCGCUGCAUGUUUCAAUGCACAAGAAUGCUGAUGAAAGUACAGAAAUAGAGCUCCGAGUUGCAGCGACAACCGACUUGGAAGUUUUCCUUUCAAUGCACAAUGCUGCCAUGUUGAGCUCGAUCAUCGAAAGUCUAAGCUCUUCCUUUGAAGCCAAGGAGACGAGAAAUGGUAAAUCGCAAAUUCAAGAGCUGAGCGCCAUCGAGACAGAGAGGAUCGAGCAGCUGUCUUCUGUGCUUGAUCAAAAAGACAACAAGAAACCGACCCAGCAUCAGAGCAACUCUAGUGUGAGCACCGAUGAAGCGCCAUUCCAGCUUCAGCCGGACGUAGAAGUAAAGAUUGCUCAAAAGAUCCAAACGAAGAUUACGAUGCCCCAGUUUAGAGUCACUGUUGUCAACGACUUGCUAGGCUUGGACGAAGCUUUGUUCCGUGUCUCAGUGGCAAAAUUUGUUGCCGUUGGCGAGGUUGCUUUUCCGAUCGGACCAAAUCCGAUGCAGAAUAUGUCUGUUGAUUUCCGUAUGAGCACAUCGAUUCUUGCCGACUAUUUUGAUUCGUCCAUUAACCUGUGGAGCAGCCUUCUUAUCGAGCCGUGGGAGGUGAGUCUAAAGGCAUCGAGAGCAUCAACCCGUCGCUUCAAGUCUCCCAGGUUAAGUUCCACAAUCGAUCUUGAGAGCUUUCCUUGCCACCUUUCAUUGUCACCGGAGUUCCUUGUGAGUCUUGCUAGUGCACAACGAAUGUGGUCUGUCUAUUCUGUCGCAACAUCAAAAUCGCCAAUCGCCGGCGGCCCGAAAGAUGACACGAACGAUGAAAACGCGAAGGCGAGUAUGGUGGCAAGCGCAGCACGAAACUUGCUGACAUCUCUUCCAUACGCAAUUGAGAACCAUUGUGGAUGUGAUGUGAUCUUCUCGUUGCCGCACGGAAGGAUCAAACAACGGGAGUGUCCAACUGGAUCAAUAAAGUACUUCCGGUUCCAGCCUCCACAAGGAAGAGGGCAUGGUGGCAGAAGGGUGUACGGUCAAGAUGUCGAGUUUGAGAAGUCGGUGACGUUGUCGAUUGGUGAUUGUGAAAUAGUGAUUCCUCAUCUUGACGGCAUGCUGGGAUCUCGUAAAGAGGUACACAACCUGUCGGAUGGUAGAGUGUUGGUUACAUAUGUUAUCAGGGAAGACAAGACAACGGUACUGCAUUUGACAAGUAAUGUGAGCGUUUUCAACCACUCGUCCAUCCCUUUUGCCAUUUCGGUUGGGAUGAUAGACCCUCAGAGCAUUGGAACCUGCGUCGCGCAUAAUGAACAGAAGACGAUUACUGCUUUGACGGCUAUUGAUGGGGUUGCAUCAGAGCAAUCAAAUCGAUGCAGUGUCCCAAUGGAUUUCCUUACCACCUUUUCGAAAGAAUGGGCUGAUACUAGCCAAUCUUCGUUGUUUCUUCGUCUUUCUCCCAAUCUGAAAUCGGACACUUCGGUAGUAUUAAGUGGACUUCUUGAUAUUGCUUCCCAGUUUGGUGAGCUAUCACACUCCGGAAAGGUUUGGAGAGUAGAUGUGUUUUGCCAAGUGACUAAUGGCGGUUCAGGCAACAUUGAUCCAUUUGUUGUGCAAGUAUUGGUCAAAGGGACUCUGAUUGAUGAUAAAAGCAUUAACAUCGACGUCUUUCUGGAACCUCGAGCCGUGAUUGAGAACUUGUUUCCAAUCGACAUCAGUCUUCGCACUAAGAUGCCUUAUACAUUCAGCACAGCUGCACAAGAGUCGGGUGCUGGUGAACACGAUUUGAAGCCUAUGAACCGUGUCGAAGUUUUCACCAAGGGGGACUCUAUAGCAAUUGCAAUGAAGCCGACAGACACUGCGAGUGCUGGUUCCACCCUGGAGUGGAUAGAUUUGGAUCUACCACUAAAAUCUGAUUUCCGCUUGUCUGAAGCAGUGGCGUGUCAUUUUCCGUUCGCUGGAUCCAAGAAACGGAACAGUGAGUUCUUCAUUGCAGAAGGAUAUGAAGGCCUGGAUCAACUCUCAGAGGUUAUGGCCGAUGAAGUACCGAAGGAGUCAGGUUCGAAAUCGAGCGUGCGAAAGGUUUCACUAGAGGACCCAUUGAGAUCAUUCCACGUAACGGUUUGCUGUUAUGGUGUUGACCAUACGGGCGAAAUCCUCUUUGAGUCUGUAGAAAGCAUGAAUGAUCGGAAGCAGUAUCAUCCUUUUGGUGCAUUUUCGUCAGGGAAGGAUUCCAUUCGAUUGACUAUGCUCCCAAGAUCAAAUGUGAUGCUGCGUCUGCUGCAGUUGACGAUGGAGAAACAAGCUGGUUACAAGGCGACGCUGCCUUUUACGAUGAACGAUUUGGUGAUUGGUGAAGGAGGAGUCAAUGCAUUGCCAAUCCUUUGGGAGAAUAAGAAAAGCAGCGGGUACUGUGCCUAUCGACGACUUGUCAAUGAGCACCAAUCUGAAAUUCACAUCGUCCCCGAGUUUGUCGUCUUUAACGGAAGCGGGGAAGCUGUAAUCAUUUCGGAACAAGGAAUGGAAGACAUAAGAAUUGAAGCUGGUAGCUUUGCUCCGUUGAAAUGUGUAUCCAGAGCGGGAGGCCUGGAACUUGCGCUGAGCUACGCCACAGAAGAAUGCAAAACGAAGAAAGUCCGCGUUGACCAACUGGGGAUGAAGAUGGAACUGGUUCAUUCGACAGCCGGGACACCCGUCGGCAGCGUAUGUGUCCAAACUGCAUUGGACUCAUCUGGAAAUGCCCGUCUAGUUGUGAAGAUCGGAGACAUCACAGCUGGUGCAAAGGGUGCAAAGGCUGCUAAUUCAUCUUUCAUCCUUCCGGCAUUUCUUGCGGAUGACUUCGUUCGAUUUCGUGUUCGCUGGGCUAAGUUGCAAAUAAUCCUCAAUGAGAGUCGAGAAAAACGAAUUGGAGAAGGGUUGUCCGCCCAGGACCUUUCGUCACCAAAUCACACUGGCAAGAAAGGGCCGAAGCCUGUGCAGUCUGACUCAGUUAUGUCAGUCAACUUUUCUCAGUUCAGCGUAGAUGUCCAGCGUGUGUUCAAGCAGCAACAAGGUGGAGAUAUAAAAAGCAAAACAUCGGCGUUGCCUUCGCCAGAAAGGUGCCAAAUAUCAAUGAUCAUACACCAGCUUCAAGUGAAGGACCUGACACCAAAUUCGCCCUUCCCUAUUGUAUUUGAUAGUUCAUCAGAUGCGAACUUUAUUGAUGUGUGUGCUCGGACCCGAGGUCCAAUGGAUGCAGAUAUUGUGAAUGUUGACCUUUUCGAUUUGUCAUUGGCUCAUUCGAAAGGCAAGUCAGAAGUGAUACAACUGACUACCUCGGAAGAGUAUGUCUGGAGAAUCGUAGACAUGAUAACUCGAAUUACCGAAGCAAGUAGCGAGGUGGGGAACUACAGUUUGGUGCUGACAGAGGAUAGAGAUCACGGAGGGUUUGUCGUCGAGAUCAAAGACGGUGUCGACGAAAUCGACGAACGCGUGAUGUACACACCCCCUCGUGUCGACCAGCUAUAUGAAUUGGAUCUGGCCCGAGUUUCUCCAUUUACGCUACUUGUCAGUUUCCGCCGAACACCAGACGAGUCUCGAUACGAGAUGGCACGAAAUGUGAGAGGUGCAGCACUCACGAACUACUUUACUCGAAAGUUGAAGUUUUCGAUAGACAAGGCUAAGCUGAAGUUCGGAAAAUAUGAGAAUAGGAGUAUCAAAGGUCCGCCUGAUCGAUUAUUGGAGUCUCUUGGAGCGGUCUAUGUGGGUCGUAUGAAGUUCAAGGUUCUAGCACUGCUAUCAUCAGCAAGUCUACAAGACUGGCAGUUCUUGGCAGCAAGAGAUGGCGACGAUGCAUAUGUGGAAGGUGAUGAAUUGCGGGCAACUGGAAAUAUUGCAGGAAUGGCCGCAGGGGCAUUGCUUGGGACUGUCGGACGAGGACUUGGAGAUGGUGUCUCGAAUGUUACUCGUACCUUGGGCAACGGAAUUGAGGGUGCCACUGGACUAGUUGGUGCCAGAAAACUUGGAGCCGGGGUCAAUACUGUGAUUAGUGGGGUUGGUGGCGGCGUUGGGAACACGUUGACUGGAGUCGGUGGCGGAGCUGGAAAAGUUCUGCACGGAGCUGGUCAAGGUGUUGGUCAAGUCGUUGGCGGUGUGUUGGGCGGUGCCUUCCAAAUGGGCAAAGGUAUUGGCGAAGGGAUUGUCAAAGGCGACGGCAAAACUUUGGUAGAUGGCAUUGGAAAAGGUGCUGGCCAAAUCGGUGGUGGAGUAGUCAAAGGUACCGGAUCAAUCUUGAAGGGUGCCACAGACGGUGUUCUCACAGUAGGAAAGGGGCUUUUCCAAUUUGGCAAAAAGAAACCUGACAAGAACUGA